CUCUCCCUCAGUCUCUCCCUCCCUCUGUUGCCUUUUGUUGCGGCCCCUCACUUUCUCAACUCUUGGACAGAGGGAACUGAUACUGUGCCUUUGCAUGUGUGUGUUUGUGUGUGUGUGUGAUGUUGGAGAAUCCUCACCACUUUCUGGAACUGUACAUGAACAUGACUGAUGGGACUUUGUGAAGCACUCCUCGCGCUGAAUGUUUACAAGGCAGACUGAUGGAAUCGGCACCUCUGGGAACAUCGUAAAGACUGACAGACAGGACAGCGUACUUCCCACAGUGGCAGAUUCCUCAGUGGCAGUGGCAGUGUCGCGCACAUCCUUGCUGUUUCCCAUGGAUCUCAGGGUGGGAGAGCGGGGGAUGCGCCCUGGUUCGGACACGGUGCUCCUCACCCCGCUGCACCCGCCUUUACACCUUUCACCAUUCUCCCCACAACCUCGCAGCUCCUUCUCCCAACAACAGCUUCACCAGCAAAUCCGGUUUAAUAUGGAACAAAGGAGGCGAGAGCACGAACAUCACGAGAAACAACAAGAGUUGCAGCAGCUAAAGCACAAAGACAAGAGUCAACAGAGCGCGGUGGCAAGUUCCUUAGUGAAACAGAAACUCCAGGAGGUGAUUCUUAAGAAGCAGAAAAAGGCUGAGCUGGAAAGAACAAACGCUAACUCUCUGACUGCACCUCCUGUCCAAUACAGAAAGCUGGGCCCUGACCCUAGCAUACCCACUCUUGUUUCCUCUUCAACGCAGCCCCCUCAUGAGGGUCCAGAGGGCACGCCGCUGCGCAGAGCAGCGUCGGAGCCUAAUCUGAAGGUGAAAAACAAGCUGAAGAAACACCUGAAUACCCGCAAGAGUCCGCUCACCCGCAAAGACAGUGCCCCACCCACUGUCAAGCACAGAGUUCCUGAUACACUGGACUCGUCCCCGAGCAGCAGCAGCACUCCAGUCUCUGGCUGUAGCUCUCCUAACGACAGUCUGCCUAAUGAGAAUGGACUGCUGCCAUCUGCAGGCGGCCUCUCACAUGAGGCCCAGAAACUGCUGCUCAGAGAUGGUACUCUAGCUAACUUCACCAUCCAGAGUCCCUCCACCCUGCCCACCAUCACACUGGGACUACCGGCUAACUCGAGGACUGAAGGAGAGCUGUCCUCGCUGAAGGUCAGCCGAGUACCCGUGGUCACUGCCGGCGGCUCUUCAGUGUUCCUCCCCCUCAGCAGAGAAGAUCAGGCAGGGCAGAUGAACCCACACCUACCUGUCAUCAUCCUGGAGCCAUCUGGACUGGUCCGCACUCCGCUACUCACCGUUCAAGGCCUAGACUCCGUUCCGCUUCAGUUUGCGCAGCCGUUGGACCACCUGUCUGCUGGAGGUGCUCAAUCACACAAGCCCCUGAGCAGAGCACGCUCAGAACCCCUUCCUCAGAGUCCCCACGCGCUUCACACACAUCUCCUACAACAACAGCACAACACACAACUACUGGAGAGGCUCAAACAGCAGACACACCUGGGCAAGCUGAUGUCCAAGUCCAGUGAGAAGCCCAGAUUGCAUCAGAUACCUUCUGAGGAUAUGGACUCAGAGGACGGUGGCGGGACGUCACCCACGGAGCCAGCCUAUCACAGCAGAGGGCGGUCAGAGUCGCUGAGGGAAGUGGAGCCAUCAGCAUCCAAGACACAAGAGGAGCAGAUGAACCUGCAGCAUGCCCUCAUACUUAAUCAGUCGUUGCUAUGGGAACAGCAGAAGCAGCUGCAGCAGCUCCACCGACAAAUGGAGACCCUGGCAGUACCUGUGUUGCGUGGAGGCGGCGGGGCCGUUGGUGGCUUGGGCGUCCAUCGCCCCGUGUUCCGUACGCAGUCUUCCCCAGCCUCCACCUCUCUCACUCUGCCAGAGAAAACCCUCAGUCUGCCUGCACAAGACACCAGCAGCAAGCCACGCUUCACCACUGGCCUCGUCUAUGACUCUCAAAUGCUGAAACACCAGUGUACCUGUGGAGAUAACAGCAGUCACCCAGAGCAUGCUGGGAGGAUACAGAGCAUCUGGUCCCGACUACAGGAGAGAGGCCUGAAGGGACAGUGCGAGAGUAUCCGCGGCCGUAAAGCCACUCUGGAGGAGCUGCAGUCCGUCCACACGGAGCGUCACGUGUUGCUAUAUGGCACCAACCCGCUCAACAGGCUCAAACUGGAUAACCGCAAACUGGCUGGGAUCCUGUCUCAAAGGAUGUUUGUGAUGUUACCAUGCGGCGGUGUAGGGGUUGAUAAUGACACCAUUUGGAAUGAGUCGCACACCUCCACGGCGUCACGUCUGGCAGCAGGAAGUGUCGUGGAGCUGGCGUUCAGAGUGGCCAAAGGAGAACUAAAGAAUGGCUUUGCUGUUGUCAGACCACCAGGGCAUCAUGCAGACCCCUCCAAUCCCAUGGGUUUCUGUUACUUCAAUUCGGUAGCUAUAGCUGCUAAACAGCUCCAACACAAGCUCAGCGUCAGCAAGAUCCUCAUUGUCGACUGGGACGUUCACCAUGGUAAUGGCACGGAGGAAGUAUUUUACAACGACCCCAGUGUUCUCUACAUCUCACUUCAUCGUUAUGACGACGGAAACUUCUUCCCCGGCAGUGGGUCUCCCGCUGAGGUUGGAUCUGGAGCUGGUGAGGGCUUUAAUGUGAAUGUGGCGUGGACAGGAGGACUGGACCCACCCAUGGGAGAUGCUGAAUACCUCGCUGCAUUCAGGUCUGUGGUGAUGCCGAUCGCUCAGGAGUUCUCUCCGGAUGUAGUUCUGGUGUCAGCCGGGUUUGACGCCGCCGAGGGAAACCCCGCUCCUCUAGGAGGCUACAAGGUCUCGGCCAAAUGUUUUGGUUUCCUGACCCGUCAGCUGAUGUCUCUAGCAGGAGGCCGUCUGGUUUUGGCCCUUGAGGGAGGUCACGACCUCACAGCAAUCUGUGACGCAUCUGAAGCCUGUGUCAGUUCACUCUUGGGCAUACAGGAACCGCUGCCGGAAGAUGUCCUCCUCCAGAAGCCCAACGCUAACGCAGUCCGCUCCCUACAAACUGUCAUACAGAUACAAAGUCAGUACUGGCAGAGUGUGAAGGCCUACAGUGGAUCAGUGGGUCUGUCAUACAUGGCUGCUCAGAGCAGAGACUGUGAGGAAACGGAUGCUGUCAAGGCUUUGGCCUCGCUCUCUGUUGGAGUUCUUUCAAGCAAGAGCCUCCCUGAUGAGCCAAUGGAACAUGACAGCGACUCCAUGUAGGAAAACCCAACCAAUCACCUCGCAGAACGUUCAGAAGCCUCAGAUCUCCCGUGUUGUCAUAUGAACAUGAAGGGGACACAUAUUUUCAAAGCCACUGAGCCCCGACCUUCUUCACACAUACGCAGGCCAACUGAGACACAAUGCUGAACCUCUACAGACCCGCCGUUUUGAGCACCUCAACCACUCAGCUGAAGCCAGCAGCUGAGUAACCUUCUGAAACCUCACCAAAGAGCAAUACAAGUUGAUUUCAAUAGUCUUCUCAUGUCUUCUUACUGACAUUGGACCGUGUGUGUGUGCGUAUUGUCAGGGCCACAGCCCUGUUACCACAAACCUUUGAGGAUCAGACCAAAAAUCAGAAGUGGACUUGAGCUCUGAUUCCUCUUUGAGCACCAGCAGCUGUUUUUGGUGCCUUACCUUUGCCUUAAUACCAACAUCAGAGGGAAACUUCAGAUCAUAAAUUCUUUCUGCCACAUUGCUUCUCAUAUCAGACUCGAACUGAGUGGGAUGAAAAACAAUGCAGAACAAAACUACUGUAUACCAUCAGGUAAAGGCGUAUAUGCUUGAUGGACACGAUGCAAACGUAGCACCAUGAAGAAGUGGCCCCAUCAUUAAGAAACAAGAUUUAAAAAAAAGAGAGACCUAGUUGCUGCGUCUGCUAUAAUGAUGUCAUUACCUACAAUUUAACCACUAGAAGAAGACGACAAAGCAAAGAAGAGGAAACAAAGACACAAAACAAAGAAAGAACGGGCAGUUCUUCAUUGUUUUAUUGCACUGUUCAUUCCAUAAUGUGAACCAUGAGAAAUUCCAAAGCUCUGGGAAAGAAAAAAACAAACUUCUCCUCUCUGUAGAUAAUUGAAAGGUUUUUUGAAGAUUUGGAUGAAAUGUUGUUUGCUAUCUUUUUCCCACUCUUCAUCUGAGAUGUCUUAAAUGUUCUCUGACUGACUGUGGACACGUCUGGGCUGAAAUACUGUAGAGUUUAAUUCAUCUGAAAGUAGGCAAUAUUUUCAAAGCAGAAUUAUUAUUUACUGCUGUUCAGUGUCUUACAUUCAUGUGCAUUUAAAAGCCCACACACACACACACACACACACACACACACACACACACACACACAGCAAUGACAAACUAUCGAUGUACCACUAGUAUUCAAUACUGUGUAUUAUUGUUUAUAUUUGAGACUAAAGGAGUGUUCAUUCCACCGUGGCACCACUGAGGACCACUGUAUUGUUCUAUUGUAGUAGCAAUACUGUUAAUGCACUUAAAGGACAUCACCCAAAGAAAAUUGCCUUAAAACAGCCUGCACUUGGUGAUGGGACUGUGUUGAAGCACUGCAAAGGACCAGUAUGGAUACUGCUCCCGCAGCGACUUGACUUUUGUAAAACAACGUUUAAACCUGUGGAUUUAGAUGAACAUCACAUAUGCAGUCUUUUUGUAAAUUGUUUGAUUUGGUUAAUGAGUACAGUGACUUGUUUUGUUUUUUUUUUUAUUUGUUGAAUAUUUAGGUCAUUAUCUAUAAUCCAUCACAGCCUAAUUAAGGAAAUGAAUGCUAUGUUGAAGUGAACUUCAUUGUGAGAAUCUUUUCAUUCAAACUGUUAUCAUGCAAUCAGCCUAGACAACGCUACAACACGUCAGUCCAUCAUCUAAGCUGAUGUUUGUAAUUUAAUUGACAUGUUGUCAAUCAUUUGACGUUUGUUUUUUUUGGGGGGGGGUUGGACCACCCUCUUAAAGAAGCAUAUAAAGGGCUCGGCAUUCCAAACAGUCAAAGUCCAAGACUGUAUUUCUUCGUUUUUCUUCUAGGUUAUUUUGUAGCAAAAUCUAGUUUGUUAAAGUAUUUUUUUUCCCAUCAUAUGAGGUUUGACCAGUUUCACAUUUUGAUGACCAGUACUAAUGUUUUUAGUUGAGCUUUUGAAGGUGAAGUGUAAAGUUCAGACCUCUGUUAACAGCGAAUAACUACUAGAAUUCUUAACUGAUCAGUGCAGUCACUCUUUAGCUUUGUCUAAAAGUUUUCUUUGGUUUUUUUUACAUCCAUGAUUUGAUUGAUUGAGCAGCACAAUUAGAUUUUUUGUAUUCCAUGAUUUUGAUGUUUAUAAAUAACAAAGAAUCAUUUUUUUAAAUCCGGGUAAAAUAAACUUUAAGCAUUUGUUUUAAUCAGACCCUGGGUACACUCUGCCCGACAGGAGGCCUCGGAGCUUUUACCUUAAACAAAAAUUACAGUGGACACCAAAAUGUAUUUUUUUUUCCUUUUUUAAAUUUUUUAUUAUCCCAAUGUUGCUGCAUUACACGUGUAUCUCAACAGGAAUUAUUGAGAAAAUGUUGCACGGAGGAUCGUUGUUCUCCGAUAAAUGCAGCUGGUAUGUCUUUCUUGUAGAGUACCAGAGUAUUCUCGACAGCAAAGUGGCAGCAUUGAAACGCGAUGCUGCGUCUUUCUUAAAAGAAAGUAAAGUAUGAAGUCAACGUUAUCUGACGUGUGUGUGUGUGUGAGAGAGAGAGAGUGUGUUGUUAUUGCAUGCACACUAGUACAUAAUGUGCAUGGAUUUGCAAGUGUUAAACUGCUUGUCUGUGAUUCUGUAAAUGACCUCUCUUGUAUUAUACUCGUGUUUUUGGUCUUAUGUAGAGGCCAGUAUUGCCUCAGCUCUUAAUUCCCUUUAUUACUUAUGUAAUUUGUACCUUCUUCUUAAAGAAAGACACUGUAAAUAGUAACUCAAAGACCAAAAUACACGUUGCACAUGUGCCUUGAUGCAUUCAGUAGUAUGUGUAUUGGUAACUCUUAACUAACUGGACGUACAGUAACUCUGUAUCUCUAAACAUGACAUUGAAAUCUUUAUUUCAUACUAUUCUUUAUUAUUUACUUAUGUUAUUUUCUUACAUUUCCUACCAUUUGUAUGUAUAGAAAGAUUAUCUAUUUUGUACUUUUGUCUUUUCCUCUUGAUUAAAAAAUAAUUUCCAGUAUAAGCCCUUGA
Messenger RNA from Maylandia zebra (zebra mbuna), 6180 nucleotides. The record is from RefSeq and is a predicted model, not a curated record. Lineage: Eukaryota; Metazoa; Chordata; Actinopteri; Cichliformes; Cichlidae.